GUCCAGAAGCUACAAUGCAUGUGUCCAGUAGAUUUCAGAGGGGUGUUCCAGCUGGACGAGAGAAGGAGGGAUGCGGUCAUAGCUCUGGGCAUCUUCCUGGUUGAGUCGGACCUACAGGUACAUUGAACUGGAGCAGCUAGGCCUACUCUCUGACACUGUUAAUGGUUGCGUUUAUAUAAUGCUUUAUAUGGGACGGAUGUUCCCUGAGUCCCUGACCCUCUCAGACCAAUAACUGGCUCUUAUCUCAGCACCUUGUGUGCCCCCCUUCGCUGUUUAGCUCCUAUCCCAGAACCUUGUAUGCCCCCUUAGCUGUUUAGUGUCUUUUGCUCGAGUGGUUUGUGAUUUUAUGUUUUUAUUGCAGCACAAAGACGCUAUCGUCCCCUACCUGCUGGGGCUGCUGAAGGGACUUCCCAGAGUUCAAUGGAUCGAAGAAAGCUCUGGAAGCAAGGGACUUGGUAAGGAAGGAGCAUUUGUCUGUCUCGUAACAUUCCGUAUGAUGUCUAAUUCAGCCUAUCUGACUGGUUGAUGAUCUAUCUUCCUGUCCUGCAGUGAUCCUGCCGGUAGCAGAGAACUUCUCCUUCUGUCUGGGCACUCUUCUAUCUGACGUUGCCCAGCGAGAUGACACCUUGCGAGGACAGAUCCUGGAGGCCAUCAUGGACAUAAUGCAGGUCCUGCUGGACAUCUGCCUGAAACCAGAGAGCCAUGAUAAAGGUACCAGCAUGCUCUCUAUGCCACAAUUUCACUUUCACCAGUGUUAGUUCCUGGUUAGUUAUCGAGUUAUUUUCUCUUGUCCUCCUCACAACCUUUGGGAUGUACGUAGAUGGACAGAGAAAGCGCAUAAAAUGAAAAAAGCAGCCGUUCACCUGUCUGUCUCUUUCUCUCCCCCCUCUCCCUUCCUCCCUAGAAUACAUGUGCCGGUACACUGUGCCCUGCCUGUUGGGUGUGGCCCGAGCCUUUGGUCGCUAUAGCAACACGGAGGAGCCCCUGCUGUCCAAGCUUUUUCCGCGGGUGGGAGCCCCGCCCCUUUCCGGUGCCGAGGAAGCUGACCCGUCUCGACGGCGCUCCUUCAACGACUUCCGCUCCAUCAUGCCGGCCUCGCUGCUCACAGUUUGUCAGGGUGACACCGUCAGAUGCAAAGGAAGCUCCGUGUCCAGCAUAUCACAACAGGUACUAUUACCAUACUAUACCAAUACUACUACCAUUACUACUGCUACACCAUAGUUACUGCUCAUCGUGUGUCAGGGAGACACCAUAAGACGCAAGGGCUCUCCUCUUUUACUAUUUCUAUAUCACUACAGAGAAUACAGCAGUAGUAACAUAGCCUACCACUAGAGGUCAGAGGAAGCUCGUAUUUGAAAUGUCUGAAAAUUGUAUUUUCCUCUGUGUCUGUAGGCCAGUCCAGAGAGAGCAGGACUGACCCUCAGCUCCCCAGCUGAUCCCUCCGCACAGUACUUUGAAGGUGAGAAAAUAUAAGAAAGGCAAUAUAUUUCUCAAGUAUCAGUUGAUUAUUUAUGACUCACUUUUGGACUGAUCCUUUUCUCACUGUCUCUCCCUCCUAUCCCUCCCUAUCCCGAAAAAAGAAGCGAGAACGAAAAGAGAACCCCCUCCAGCUCUCUCGAGAUCCCAGCCUCCAAGCGAGAAAGAAAGAAAGAGAAAACCCCAUGAACGAAAGAAGAAAGCCUCUGCUCCACUCCCGACCUCCCUCCUCCCAAGACCCUCCCCCUCCUCACGAGAGAAAAAAAAGAAAGAGAAACCCAAGAAAUCCUCCGGAACGAAAGAUCGAACGAAAGAAGACCAAAAAAACGCAGAGAAACCAGCCCGAAGAGAAGCAAGAACGCAACAUCCCAUCCCUCUCUAUCCCUCCCUCUCUAUCCCUCCCUCUCUAUCCCUCCCUCCCUCCCUCCUAUCCCUCCCUCUCACCCUCCCUCUCUCUAUCCCUCCCUCCCUCUCUCUAUCCCUAACUCCCUCUCUCUAUCCCUCCCUCCCUCUCACCCUCCUUCCCUCUCUCUAUCCCUCCCUCCCUCUCUCUAUCCCUCCCUCCCUCCCUCUCACUCACCCUCCCUCCCUCCCUCCCUCUCUCUAUCCCUCCCUCUCUAUCCCUCCCUCCCUCUCUCUAUACCUCCCUCUCACCCUCCCUCCCUCUCUCUAUCCCUCCCUCCCUCUCUAUCCCUCCCUCUCACCCUCCCUCCCUUUCUCUAUCCCCCCUCUCACCCUCCUUCUCUCUCUCUCCAGGCUCCUAUCUCCCUGAUGGUAGUGCUGUGGACCCAGACUAUUAUUUCUCCACCAUCAGUUCUAGUUUCUCUGUGUCUCCUCUGUUCACUGGCAAUGCCCAGGGAGAAUUUGAUGUCCCUCUGGACAUUCUGCGCAAGCUCCUCAACAUGGUCAGUACAUGUGUAGAAUCAGAAUGAGUAUAACUAUAGAAUCAGAUUGGAUAGAACUAUAGAAUCAGAACGGGUAGAACAUCGUUUUUCAGAAUUCAUUUCUGAGUGUUCUGUUUGUCUUAUGCAGGUUGAGCAGUUUGUCGCUGAAUCCUUUCUGAAAACACUGGAUGACACCCUGCAGGAACUUCUGGAGGUAGGUUCAUUUCCCCUCUAUUUUAAUUAAUGCACUUUCCUGUGUAGUCCUCAAGAUAAAUGUUACAUCAUGUUUGUUGUGUUCUCUCCCUCUAGUUGAACCCAGGUAUGCACCUGUACUACAGGACCUUCAGUGAUCCUCUGUAUGUGGCCAUCUUCAAGAUGCUCAGAGACACGUUGUACAACCUAAAAGGUAACAAACCCACUGAUCUCUCACCCUAACCUUUAAAGGUGGAAAUCUGCAGUUGCUACAUACAUUUUUGGUCUUAUAAAUGAAUGAUAUACCCAUUUAUUCUUGAAGAAUAACUUAUAAAUGCCUCUUGAACUCAACUGUCGUACCCCAUCAGAACUCAAAAGAUACGUUUGUUGUACUCCAUUGUUUAUAAACAAUGUUUUGUUAACAAAUGCUGUACAGCCUCAAAACAUGGUUAAAACUAUCAUUUUGAUUUGGUCAGUCCUUGCAUCCGUAGCUCUAUUUAUGAAUUUGAGAGUGGUUACAUUUCUCCAGCCCCAUCCCUCAGCUGUUUAUCAACACCAGUAGCGGUGUUAUUGUUUGAACUGCAGAUUUCCCCUUUAACCUGACCCUAACCUUUAGCCUAACCUUUACAAUACUAUCUCUAAUAUACAGAAAGCCUCUGAUAUGACCUGAUUUGCUAUUGUUCUGAAGCAGUUCAGCAGACUGUUUACUACAUGUGUUUAUGACUGUUUUACUAGCAUGUUAUUAAUGUUGGUAUGAUUGUGUUCCCAGACCUGCAGACGGGCUAUGUGAAGGAGGUUCAUGACUUUGUGCUGGAGCAGUUCAGUAGCAGCCAAUCGGAGCUGCAGAGGAUCCUACAUGACGUAGAGUACCUCCACAGUGAGCUGAGUCCUCUGAAGCUACGCUGCCAAGCUAACGCUGCCUGUGUCGACCUCAUGGUCUGGGCUGUCACUGAGGAGCAGGGUAAGAGAGUGUGUGUGUGUGUGUGUGUGUGUGUGUCGAUCCGUGCGCAUGUAUUGAACAAUUUGGAAUGAAUUGGACACGUAAAAAAAUAUAUAUAAAUCAGGUCAUUAAUUUAGAAUGAACACAAACCAACUGUUGUUCAUGUGUUUUGUUUUGAUCAGGAGCUGAGAACCUGUGUACCAAGCUGUCAGAGAAACUGCAGUCAAAGACGUCCAGUAAAGUCAUCAUCGCUCACAUGCCCCUGCUCAUCUGCUGUCUCCAGGUAGGGCCUGUGAUGCCGAUAGUGGUUUCCUCCAAGUCUGUUCCUAUUUUUAUCUGUCUUCACAAUAUUGUGUUGAUAAGAGUGCCAUAAUACGAGUAUCAUCAUACCUAAUACAAAAUGUCCUGUGUGUGUGUGUAGGGUCUGGGUCGUUUGUGUGAGCGGUUCCCGGUGGUGGCCCACUCUGUCACCAUGUCUCUCAGAGACUUCCUGGUGGUCCCCUCUCCUGUCCUGGUCAAGCUGUACAAGUACCACAGCCAGUACACCACAGGGACUGGAGAGGUCAAGAUCCACGUGACCAAUGAGCACUCCCAGUCUACGUUCAGUGCUCAUGCUAAUAAGAAGAGCCAGCCCUCGAUGUAUGAACAGCUCCGAGACAUCUCCAUAGACAACAUCUGCAGGUAAGGAAAGGAAAGACGACAUGCUGUAUGAAACGACUUUUGAUUUGAAAGAAGAGAAAUAUGAGCAAUGUUCGCUCCUUUCAUUGGUCGCGGUAACCAAGUAUGCGCUCUGUUUUUUUCUCUUCUCUCCACUCUUACUCUAUCUCUUUCUUUCUCUCUCCUCUCUCCCUCCUCUCUCUCUGCCCCCCCCCCCCCCCCUUCUCUCAGGUGUCUGAAGGCAGGUCUGACAAUGGACAGUGUUAUAGUGGAGGCUUUCCUAGCCAGCCUGUCCAACCGUCUAUACAUCUCUCAGGAGAAUGACAAGUAAGUCUAUCUGACCCAUCCCAACAUUACCUCUUACUUUACUUAUUAACAGGCUGUACUACCUCUGAGAAAUAACUGUCAAUGUUAGCUAGUGAACCUCAGGUGAUCUUGCUACCUAGAAAGACAAUCCUGCAGUGUUUGACAGGAGCUCUAACCAAUCCCCAUCUCCGUGGCAAUGACUCGCAGCCCCUCUGACCAACCGUAUGUCUCUCUCUCCCCCCAGAGAGGCCCACCUGAUCCCAGACCACACCAUCAGAGCGCUGGGUCACAUCGCGGUGGCACUGAGGGACACGCCCCGCGUCAUGGAGCCCAUCCUGCAGAUCCUACAGCAGAAGUUCUGCCAGCCGCCUUCACAGCUAGACGUACUCAUUAUAGAUCAGCUGGGAUGCAUGGUCAUCACUGGGAAUGUGAGGCACACACACACUUGAUCCUGUCUUUUCCCCUCUCUCCCCUUAGCAAAACAUCCCUCAGUAAACUCACCCCCUCCCCUCUCUCUCUCUCUCUUUCUCCUCUCAGUAAACUCACCCCCUCCCCUCUCUCUCUUUCUCCUCUCAGUAAACUCACCCCCUCCCCUCUCUCUCUCUCUCUCCUCUCAGUAAACUCACCUCCUCCCCUCUCUCUCUCUUGUCUCUCAGUAAACUCAUCAUUUUCUCUCUCCUCACAGCAAUAUAUCUACCAGGAGGUGUGGAACCUGUUCCAGCAGAUCAGUGUGAAGGCCUCCUCCAUGGUCUACUCCAACAAGGACUACAAGGACCACGGAUACAGGUAUCCUUAGCCCCUACACCUUUACCCCCUAGCCUAUCCCCAGUGGCGAACCAUGACUAAGCCUUCAGAGGGACCAAAAAUCUUCCAAUACGUUGUAUCAAACUAAAAAAAUCAAGAAAAUAACAGAAAGCAUAGCAUCACUUAAUGCGCCCGACAUUAUAUCUUCUGUAGUUGGACCAUCCUAGUUCUAGUGAAGGAGGAGCAAUGCUUUUUGAUGACAUUAUGAAUGAAUCAAACAGGCCUGGCUGCGCUUCGGGCUGCUGCACAAACAGAGACAGAACCGGUACGGACACGACAUGUGACACACAGCAUAAAAUAAUGCGACCAGCAAUACAAAAACACAUUGACCAGGUUUACAUGCGCACAGUAUUCCGGAUAGUAGUUCAUAUCCCGCUUAAGGUCUUAUUCAGGGAUAAGCUGUUUACAUGUACCUUUGAUAUCCCGCUCACUAGUAUCCCUGUAACCAUGAAUAAACAGAAUAUUCCUAAUUGAAGUUCAUAAAGGUUAAAUGGAAUAGUAACUGAAAUCUGGACACUGACUAUAAGCCUAUAACCUCUCACAUGUAGCCUAAUAUAAUAUUAACUCCUGCAGAAUUAUGCAUUUCUUGCAGUAAAAUGAUAUAACAAAUGUUCAUUUAGUCUCGGGAACAGGAGUUGAGAAAUAUGCUUUCUUUCUUUCAGCAUCUGUUGAGAAAAUGCAAAUGCGUGUGUAACGUGUUGUCUUUGACACUGAUAUGCAAGCAGACAGUAUUUCAACCACAUAAAAUAUGCACCCAAGACGAACUGAAGUCUUAUCAGAAACGUGUUUCAUCCAUUUCUCAGCUUUUCCUUAAAACCGGUCAAACUGAUGACAUUUGGACAUUUUGCACAGGAACAAUCUUUCCACUGUUGUGGAGUUAUUGCGUUUUCUCCCCGGUUCCUAAACGAAACAGACAACUUUACCGGUGUCAACUAGAUUACUAUUGCAUUCAUUCUAUCGAUGUAAGACAUUCUGGUGAGCACUGCUUUAUUUAGUCUUCUGGGGCAACAAGUUAUGACAGAAGAGAAGCUGCAUGUAUCUAUCUAACUAUAGUUGACAAACAAAUGGCCUACCAAAUGUCGGAAAUUAUAAGCAAAAACGUAUUUAAAUUAGGCGUGAAAGUUGCAUAAGCCAGUAGGCCAGCGUUUCCCAGACUCGGCCCUCGGGACCCCAAGGGGUGCAUGUUUUGGUUUUUGCCCUAGCAUUACAGCUGUGUAGUACUCCAGCAAAAACCAAAAACGUGCACCCCUUGGGGUCCCCAGGACUGAGUCUGGGAAACGCUGCAGUAGGUUAUAUGGUCCAGUAGCCUGCGGAGUAUCAGCAAAACAAAUUAUUCUAGAUUUAUUAUGGUGGAUCGAACUGCGCAGGUAGCCUACUUUUUGAAGUGAUUUGUUUGACAAUCGGAUGAAAACAUCAGCACACAACACCCGUGAUGUGCGGAACUGAGCCUGCGCAGACCGCGAAAAACAACAGUAAAUGAAAUAAGAUGUUUACAUGCCACAGUAUCCCGUCUAAGAUAAACAUAUCCCAGGCAUCUAUCCGGGUUUCUCAUAACGUGGAUACAAGCUUUUUCAAGUUAUUGUAAAUGGGAUAUGAUGUUUAUAUGCGUCAACUCAAAAAAAGAAUACUUGCGUAUCCCGAAUAAUAACGGGAUAUUGGUGUGCAUGUAAACGUGGUCACUGUUUACACAACCUAUGGUACCUAACACCACUAUCACACGAUCACCAAUAGCGACGACAACAGUGACACAUCAAAGGUGACAGGCUCGUUGUGCUGAAAGGACAGCGACCGUAAUACCUGUGCUCUCCAUGGCCUGAAGGAGAGCCAGUUUUGGUCGAACACAUAGACACGGCUGAUAGACAGGCGACAGCAGUCACACACAGCAUCACAUCAUGUUAAAGAAUAAGCAGCCCAUUCACUCCAGUAGGCCCCACGCAAUCAGAGCAAUACAAAUGGCAGAGGCCUUCUGUACAGCUUCUGAAGGUCUAGCCAAUGACUGGCUGAGAUAGAUUUCUCUACCCAGAUAACCAAAGAAAAAUCCUGAUAGGGUAUUUUCUUCUCUUCAGUAUUUACCCACUCGCUUUCCGACUAAAACUGAAGAGAUGAAAUCAGAAGAUCAUUACAAUUAUUGUAAAGAUGAAAUGGCAAUUGAAAUGUAAUUUAAAAAAUCUAUACAUUCUGUUUAAAUCCUCAGGCCUUCCCUGUUCCCCACGGUCCCCCACUGCCUACCCCUACUCACUGCCCAUAGCCAGCUCCAUGACCCACUAUACUAAAAACGAGUGUGUUCAUCUCACGUGUGUUUCAGACACUGUUCCCUGGCGGUGAUCAAUGCGUUAGCUAACAUAGCAGCUAACCUGGCCGCAGAGCAGAUGGUAGAUGAGCUGCUGGUCAACCUACUGGAGCUGUUUGUCCAGCUUGGACUGGAGGGAAAGAGGGCCAGCGAGAGGGCCUCGGACAAGGGCCCUGCACUGAAGGUACACUCCAUUUCCACAGUAACCAUGAUUUACGCUAGACUAUAGGGUUCCUCGACAACAGGCUUGUGUUAGACGUUGUUUUGCGUUGACAUAGUUUAGCUAUCAUUUUUUUUCUUUUCAGGCGUCAAGCAGUGCUGGAAACCUUGGAGUACUGAUUCCUGUUAUUGCUGUGGUAUGUGGGUUGCCUCUAUACAUUUUUAUUUUCAACGGUUUGUGCAGUAUUGCCUCUGUGCUUCGAGUGUCUAUACAGUACUACAUAUAUCAUCUAUACACUUAGUGUUGAUCUAGAUCUCCUCUCUCUGUGUAGCUGACAAAGCGUCUGCCGCCCAUCAAGGAAGCAAAGCCUCGUCUGCAGAAGUUGUUCAGAGACUUCUGGCUCUACUCUGUGGUGAUGGGCUUCGCUGUUGAGGGAUCAGGUGGGUGUUUAAGAUUAUAUUAACAUAUACUACAAUAUACCACCAGCAUUGGUAUACAAUAUAGAAUUGACUAAACUUGGUUUAAAUGGUGGGCUAAUAAUACCCAUUUGAUGGAAAGAUGAAAGUGAGUUUAUCAGGCUAACAGUCAUUCUGCUGUGUAGAAGUGCAUAGGUUUAUGAAGGGUUUUGUGUGUUGUGUAGGCCUGUGGCCAGAGGAGUGGUAUGAGGGAGUGUGUGAGAUCGCCACCAAGUCCCCCCUCCUCACCUUCCCCAGUGGAGAACCCCUACGCUCUGAACUACAGUACAACUCUGCCCUGAAGAACGACACUGUCACAGCAGUACGAAACGCAACCACACACUCAACACACACACAUACAUACAGAUCGUGUACAGACAUACACACACGUCCUACUACAAACACAUACACACACACUUGGCUGAUGUUCCCCGGUUGUCUGUGUGUGUGUGUGUUUUCAGGCGGAGCUGAAUGACCUGAGGAGCACCAUUAUAAACCUGCUAGAUCCUCCUCCUGAGGUGGCUGCUCUCAUCAACAAACUAGACUUCGCCAUGUCUACCUACCUACUGUCUGUUUACAGGCUGGAGUACAUGAGGUAAGGAAAGAAGGGAAAGAAAGCCACUUAGGACUAUCGAGAUGCACCCUGCUGUUUCUGUCUGUCUAGAGUGUAGCAGUUGGAGGGUAGUUAUAGAUAGUUAUAGGAAUCUCCCAGUCAUCCAUCUCUCCCCUCUUCUCUCGUCAGGAUGCUGCGUGCUCUAGACUCUGACCGGUUCCAGGUGAUGUUCCGCUACUUUGAGGACAGAGCCAUCCAGAAGGACAAGUCUGGUAAGCUACAUUACACAUGUAUUAGACUGCUAUUACACAUGUAUUACACAUGUAUUAUACAUUUAUUACGCGUAUUACACAUGUAUUUGGCGUUUAUUCCACAUGUUUUAGACAGUGAUAUAUAAUGAAUGUCUAAUGAAUGUAUCUUCUCUGUCUCCAGGUAUGAUGCAGUGUGUGAUAGCUGUUGGGGACAAAGUGUUUGAGGUCUUCCUACAGAUGAUGGCUGAGAAGGUAAGCUCGUCGGACAACAUUUAACACAACACUAGCUAUGGAGUCAUACAAUGAAUAUUUGAGGACCAUCAUAAGAUUCAAUCAAAACGGAGAAACUAAAAAACGUCUGAAAGUCAAGAACAACUGACCCUCUGUAGAGCUUGUCCUCUCCAAUGAUUGAUUGAUUGAUUAACUAAGUGUUGUUCUCUCUGUGUUUCUCUCCCCAGCCGAAGACUAAAGCCCAUGAGGAGGAGUUGGAGCGCCACGCUCAGUUCCUAUUGGUCAACUUCAACCACAUCCACAAGAGGAUCCGUAGGGUGGCCGACAAAUACCUGUCCGGUCUGGCCGAAACGUUCCCCCACCUGCUGUGGAGUGGCCGUGUACUGAAGACCAUGCUGGACAUCCUGCAGACCCUCUCCCUCUCCCUCGGCGCAGUACGGACACACACUCUCUUUUAACCACCUGUUAUUGUUAUUCUCUGUGAUCCUCAAUGUAUUGAGUUGUGCUCCUACUUUGUGUAAAGGACAUCCAUAAGGACCAGCCGUACUACGACAUCCCAGACACUCCCUACAGGAUCACUGUACCAGACACAUACGAGGCCAGAGAGGUAGGAAUGGGUGUUUGAUGUGUGUGUGAGUGUGUGUGUUUUCUGAGUGUUGCGCUGACGUUUCUCUGUGGUUGUAGAGCAUAGUGAAGGACUUUGCUGCUCGCUGUGGGGAGAUCCUGAAAGAAGCCAUGAAGUGGGCCCCCUCUGUCACCAAGUCACACCUACAGGUGAGCUACACACACACACACACACACACAUUUUGUAAAGGAAAAGCAGAUAGAAACGCAUUGCAGAUGUUCUGUCAAAUCAUUGUUCAAAAGAGCUUCUUGAUGGCUUUUUGAGGAAGUCAGGGUUUUAGAUGAAUCUUCUCUUAUUCCCUGUUUUUGAUGUUUUCACCAUAAUCUCCAGGAGUACCUGAACAAGCAUCAGAACUGGGUGUCAGGUCUGUCCCAGCACACUGGCCUGGCCAUGGCUACAGAGAGCAUCCUGCACUUCGCUGGCUACAACAGACAGAGCACUACGCUAGGGGUGAGAACACACACACACCUAAAAUGUAUUUCCAUUCAAAAGCCUACUUUCCCUAACACUAACACUAACCCUUACCUUAACCCCUAACCCUAACCCCAAUUCUAACCUUAACCCUAAUUGCAACCCUAAGCCUAAAAUAGCCUUUGUCCUAGUGGGGACCUGGAAAAUGUCCCAACGAGGGAGAAUUUUCCGUGUUUUACUACCCUAAUGGGGACUUUUGGUGAUUUCCGGUACCCACAAGGAUAGUAUUUUCCCUAACCCUAACUUUAACCCCUAAACCUAACCCUAACUCCUAAACCUAACCGCUAACCCCAACCUUAAUUUUAACCCUAAUUCUAACCCUAAACCUAACCCCUAAGCCUAAAAUAGCCUUUUUACAAGUGAGGACAGGCAAAAUAUCCUCACUUCUCAGAAUUGUAGGACUUCUGGUACUCACAAGUAUAGUAAAACGUGUACACACACUAACCAAGUCCCUUCCUCCCCUCCAGAUCACCCAGCUGACGGAGAGGCCAGCCUGUGUGAAGAAAGACUACUCCAACUUCAUGGCCUCACUCAACCUGAGGAACCGCUAUGCCGGAGAGGUACAGAGAGACACUACUACAGUUCUAGACAGUACUCCACUUAUUUCUUCUGAAUAAACAGAACAAUGUUGUGAGCAUUUGUGUGUCUGUGUGUGUCUGUGUGUGUCUGUGUGUGUCUGUGUGUGUCUGUGUGUGUCUGUGUGUGUGUGUGUGUCUGUGUGUGUGUGUGUGUGUGUGUUUGUUUCUCCCUCCAGGUGGCAGGAAUGAUCCAUUUCAGUGAGGCGGUGCAUAGCCAGUCAGACCUGUCCAGGCUGAUGGUCAGACAGAUGACAGAGGCUCUGGACAUCCAGAACCCUGAGGCAUUCACUGAGAACAUGUUCAAAUUGGCUGCUCUGCUUAUCAGCACUAAAGGUGUGUGUGCUGACAAGUUAACUUUGAUUUAGAAGGGAAUAAAGGCACCAUAUAGCCCAGGGGUGGGCAAUCAUUUUGGCUCGAGGGCGACAUCGGUCUUUCAAAAUUCACCGGACUUGCUUUUUCACCGGACCGAUUUGUUUGUCAAAAGCAAUUCGCAGGCCAGAAAAAGGGCAGCUUUUUGAAAACGGAUAGGUCCAUUAUAAUUUCUACAUACUUUCUAUCUAGUUUUAGACGUUCAAGAGUGGCCUGGAUUUAUUAUAUAAAAAAUAUAUAUACAGUGCCUUAGGAAAGUAUUCAGACCCCUUGACUUUUUCCACAUUUUGUUACGUUACAGCCUUAUUCUAAAAUGGAUUAAAUCGUUUUUUCCCCUCAUCAAUCUACACACAAUACCCCAUAAUGACAAAACAAAAACAGUUUUUAAGAAAUGUUUGCUAAUUUAUAAAUAAUUAAGAAACUACAAUAUAACAUUUACAUAAGUAUUCAGACCCUUUACUCAGUACUUUGUUGAAGCACCUUUGGCAGCAAUUACAGCAUCGAGGCUUCUUGGGUAUGACUCUACAAGCGUGGCACACCUGUAUUUGGGGAGUUUCUCCCAUUCUUCUCUGCAGAUCCUAUCAAGCUCUGUCAGGUUGGAUGGGGAGCGUUGCUGUACAACUAUUUUCAGGUCUCCAGAGGUGUUAGAUCGGGUUCAAGUCCGGGCUUUGGCUGAGCCACUCAAGGACAUUCAGAGACUUGUCCCGAAGCCACUCCUGCGUUGUCUUGGCUGUGUGCUUCGGGUCGUUGUCCUGUUGUAAGGUGAACCUUUGUCCCAGUCUGAGGUUCUGAGCACUCUGGAGCAUGUUUUCAUCAAGGAUCUCUCUGUACUUUGCUCCGUUCAUCUUUCCCUCGAUCCUGACUAGUCUCCCAGUCCCUGCCGCUGAAAAGCAAUUUCACAGCAUGAUGCUGCCACCACCAUGCUUCACCGUAGUGAUGGUGCCAGGUUUCCUCCAGAUGUGAUGCUUGUCAUUCAGGCCAAAGAGUUCAAUCUUGGUUUCAUCAGACCAGAGAAUCUUGUUUCUCAUGGUCUGAGAGUCCUUUAGGUGCCUAUUGGCAAUGUACCUUUUACUGAGGAGUGGCUUCCGUCUGGCCACUCUACCAUAAAGGCCUGAUUGGUGGAGUGCUGCAGAGAUGGUUGUCCUUCUGGAAGGUUCUCUCAUCUCCACAGAGGAACUCUAGAGCUCUGUCAGAGUGACCAUUGGGUUCUUGGUCACCUCCCUGAGAGAGGCCCUUCUCCACCGAUUGCUCAGUUUGGCCGGGCGGCCAGCUCUAGGAAGAGUCUUGGUGGUUCCAAACUUCUUCCAUUUAAGAUUGAUGGCGGCCACUGUGUUCUUGUGGACCUUCAAUGCUUUAGACAUUUUUUGGUACCCUUCCCCAGAUCUGUGCCUCGACACAAUCCUGUCUCGGAGCUCUACAGACAAUUCCUUUGACCUCAUGGCUUGGUUUUUGCUCUGACAGCACUGUCAACUGUGGGACCUUAUGUAGACAGGUGUGUGCCUUUUCAAAUCAUGUCCAAUCAAUUGAAUUUACCACAGGUGUACUCCAAUCAAGUUGUAGAAACAUCUCAAGGAUGAUCAAUGGAAACAGGAUGCACCUGAGAUCAAUUUUGAGUCUCAUAGCAAAGGGUCUGAAUACUUAUGUAAAUAAGGUAUUUCAGUAAAAAAAAAAAAAAAGAAUACAUUUGCUAAAUAUUAUUGAAACCUGUUUUCGCUUUGUCAUUAUGGUGUAUUGUGUGUAGAUUGCUGAGGAAAAUGUUUUAUUUAAUCAAUUUUAGAAUAAAGCUGUAACGUAACAAAAUGUGGAAAAAGUCAAGGGGUCUGAAUACUUUCCGAAGGCACUGUAUAUAUAGAUGUUUUUUUUACUCAAACCUCCCCCGGGCCAGAUUGAAUGGAUUCGGCCCACAGCCUUUUGUUCCCCUCUCUCUCUCUGUCUAACCCAUUAUAUUGAAGGCCUGUGUCUCUGUCUGUCUGUCUGUCUGUCUGUCUGUGUCUCUCUCUCUCUCUCUCUCUCUCUCUCUCUCUCUCUCUCUCUCUCUCUCUCUCUCUAACCCAUUAUAUUGAAGGUCUGUGUUGUCUCUCUCUCUGUAACCAAUUAUAUUGAAGUGUUGUCUCUCUCUCUCUCUCGCUCUCUCUGUGUAGAGUGUGAUCCUCAGCUGCUGCACCACCUGUGUUGGUCUCCUCUGAAGAUGUUUACAGAGCACGGCAUGGAGACGGCUAUCGCCUGCUGGGAAUGGCUGCUGGCUGCUCGCACUGGAGUAGAGGUCCCGGUAAGCAUAUUGUAGACAUCUAUUGCUGGAGUUGAAGUACCAUUGUGUAUUUGUGUGGAAAGAGUGGUGGGACCCGGAUUCAAACCCACACUAACACAGUUAUUAUCUCUCUCUCUCUCUCUUUCUCUUUCCCUUUCUCUUUCUCUGUAGUUCAUGCGUGAGAUGGCGGGAGCGUGGCAGAUGACAGUGGAGCUCAAGAUGGGCUUGUUCUCUGAUGCUCAGGUGGAGGCUGAUCCCCUAGCAGCCUCAGAGGAGAGUCAGCCUGUCCCCUGUCCCCCUGAGGUCACCCCUCACUGCAUUUGGAUAGAGGUGUGUGUGAGUUCAAUCCAGUUUGGUUAAAGUACUAGAGUAAGAGGAAUUCACUGCAUGAACAGCCCUACGUGUGCUGUUUCAAAGUUUUCAUUCCAUGCUCCCUCCCUCCCUCUUCCAACUCCUCUUCUGCUUUCUCCCUCUCUCUCUCUCCCUCCUCUAUCUCUCUCCAGUUCCUGGUUCAGAGGUUUGAGAUAGCUAAAUAUUCCAGUGAAGACCAGGUGGAGAUAUUCGGGAGCCUAUUACAACGCUCGCUCUCCCUCAAUGUGGGUGGGGCCAAGAGCAGCCUCAACCGCCAUGUAGCAGCUAUCGGACCCCGCUUUAGGUCCACACACACACACAGACACAUACACACACAAACACACACACAGACAUACACACACAGACACACACACACAGACAUACACACACACACAGACACACACACACACACACACAGACAGACAUACACACACACACACACACACACACACACUAGAUCCGGUUUCUGAUCCAGAGCAAAUUAACCACUCAUUGAAGCAAUGACGAUGUGUGUGUCUGUGUGUCUCUGUGUGUCUCUGUGUGUGUGUCUGUGUGUAGGCUCCUUACUCUGGGUCUAGCACUGCUCCAUUCCGACGUAGUCACCAACGCCACCAUCAGAAAUGUCCUCCGAGAGAAGAUCUACUCCACCGCCUUCGACUACUUCAGGUACACACACACACACACACACACACACACACACAAUAAGAGAGGAAGGAAAUUAUACUCCAUAGUCCUUCACUACUAACAUGGGAGAUAACUUUCCCUCUCUAAAUCAGCAUCUUUACCACUAGGAGAGAGUGUCAUGUUGACUCAAAACAAUAUGCGAUAUGACAUUUUAAUAAAUCGUUUGGGGAAUGGCCUCAUCUCCGAGGGAAGAUCCUCAAAGGCAGGUAGCCCUAUGCGGGGGAAGGGAGUUCCAAUGAUGGCCCUUAAGGUUAUUAUAGAUACUGGUGGUGGGGAGGUGGAUGGUUGUUGAAAACUUUUACUGAAAAACAGCAAGUGAGAGAAUGAGGGUAAGUUGACAUAGAAAUACAUCCCAAGAUUUACACCCAUUGGUUGAGAGAGAGGAAGAUGAUAAUUGCAAGAUUGAGCCCAUAGGUUAAACAGCAAGAGUGAGGAAUGUGCGUUAUUGGGCCAAUAGGCUGUAAGGUCAAUAGGUGAAUGACAUUCCACACAUGGCUAACAGGAAAAAGGAGAAGAAACAAGAUGCUAAGCUGAUAAUGAUAUGUUUGUAUUCAUUCCCACUAUGCCCCUAGAAUAGGAAACAAAGUGAAUGAUGUUAUGCUUACUGGAUGAAGUGAAAUGAGCAUUCAGACCAUUCUUCCUGAUUGAACUUUCAUAAACUACAUUAUCACAAACCUAAUUUGUGUUAUAAGCAGUUUUAAGAGUACAUGUCAUUUUUUCCUCCUGCCCCUCAUUCACCGCAAGUCAUUCACUGGCAGCUGAUGAUGGCCUAUCGAAACUAGGGGUGUGCCGACAUGGCCAUACUCGUAAUCGUAUCCGUAAAUUGACAGGUGAUAGUCAGAUUGGAUCGGAUGAUACUCGUGAUUGGGAGAAAAAAUAUAUAUAUAUUUGGGCAAAAUACCUCCCUGCACGUUGUCAAAGCUGCAGAUUAGGAGCAGUGUGCGGAAGGGUGGGCAGCAGCAAUUUAAAUGAUCAGACCGAAAACAUGCGAAGAAAAGUGAUCGGGUGAAAUGAUGAAGCGAGUGGAUGGUACAACCACACAAUUCCAACACAGAAAAAGCUGCUUUUUAAUAUACUUAUAUUGUAAGUAAUGAUAGGUCAUAUUUCAUAGAAUUCUGGAAAAGGAACAGUUACGUUAAAUUGUAUAUGAAGAAUCUGAUGAACAGCGCAGCUUGGAAUUGACACAGAGGCAGGUAAACGGAGCGCCAAAAAGUGACCUUUUUCAAAUUCUCCUACCGAAUCACAAGACGUUUUGAUGUCUAUAUAGAAUCAGAAAGACCAUAUUCUGCAGUUUCCAAAUCACCUAUCUCUGCCAAACAACUCUAUUUCUAAAUAUAACUUUUGGGCAGAAUUUCCGCGAUUCCAUGUGCUCCCAACUUGAACUCGCAACACUCAAAACACAGUAAUAUAUUUAAACUCAAAAUAUGCCAUUCUGUUCUUUUGAAAUGCAUUUUCUUAAAUUCAUAAUGUCCCUUAAGACCUGCUCUUAACGACUUUAUAAUGAAUGAUCUUUGUGGUCUUUAUUUAAUGGAUUUUAACCCAAAUUGUGGCGUUUUAGUGGUUUUUCAUUUGUACAUAUAGCCUACAGUUACAUAAACUAAUGAAAAUGUUAUUGUGUUCUUUGAAAUACAUUUUAUUUCAUAUUCUAAUGUUACCCAAGACCCUCAUCGUGCUCUAGUGACUCCUUAUGACAGGGCCGGGCGCCUGCAAGCUGACACCGGUCAUCAGUCAAACUGUGUUUCCUCCGACACAUUGGUGCGGCUGACAUCCGGGUCAAGCGAGCAGUGUGAUAAGAAGUAGGCGGCCAGGCGGGUCAUGUUUCGGAGGACGCAUGGCUCCCCUCUCCCUAGCCCAUUGAGCAGUUGCAGAGAUGAGCCAAGGGAUCUAAUUCAGGGAGAAAAUGGGGUAAAAAAAAUAUGCUGGUGGCCAGUUUAGUACUGGGAGGAGACCGCCUGGGAAUACCAGGUGCCAUAAGCUAAAAUAUUAAUAAAAUAAAAUACAUCUAUUUAAUAGGCUGUUAGAAUGUUGACGUUCAAAACACUUGCCAUUGUUAACUAAUUGUAUACUUACUCUCUCUCGCUCUCUCACUUCCCUCUUCCUCUUUCCCCCCCCUCCCCCAUUUAGUGCCCCUCCUAAGUUCCCUACUCAGGGGGACAAGCGUCUGCGUGAGGACAUCAGCUUCAUGAUCCGGUUCUACGCCAGCAUCCUGUCGGACAAGAAGUACCUGGCGGCAUGCCAGCUGGUUCCUCCUGGUGAGCUAGGCGCCGUGCCAACCCCCAGCACCCUCUCUGCCGGGAUAUUCGGAUCACUAAUCGUGUCCAGCACUUCUCCGAUAUCGAUGCUAAGUAAGCCUACAGCGGUGGAGACACCGGCUGAUUAACAACAGCAUUGCAAGACUACAGGAGCAUGUUUUUACACAGGUCAAAUCUGACGUCUGAUCAGGCUCUUGCUGCAUUGCUCAAAGAUCGAUACAUCUUUAUAGUCUGUAGAAUCUCUCUCUUUAUCUAUAUAUCUAUUUAUUUCGGUCUCUCUCUUUUUCUCUAUUUAUUUCUGUCUUUUUCUAUCUCUUUCUGUAUCUAUCUAAUUCACGCUAUCCAUCUAUUUGUCUGCUGCGGAGCAAGGCGCAGAUUUGCCACCUCUGAUAAAAUGCAUGAUUGAUUAUUUAUAAUUAUUAUUCUACACAUUAUAUCAUGCCGAUCCGCCCCUCAGCUCGAUUUGUCAAUUUGUCAACAAAAAGAAAACAAACAAAUUGAGAAAUGUGAGACGUUCUUCUUCUCCACCACCCACACCGCUCCUUCCUCCUCUCCGUGUCCCUGGCGACCCCGAGAACAACCUGAUCUCACUCAUAACACAUCGGAUCGCGCCAGGUAGAAACUAGUCCUAACCACAGAUCUAGGAUCAGAUGACUCUACCCUCAAUGGUAACCCUUUUACCAUUAGGUGGGUGAAAUAAUGUCCGACUCUGUAUCAGCGGUUAGGGGUAAAUUCUACCACUGCCUGUGGGAACAACGCAUGGCCAUCUCAUAUAAUACAGGACUAACGCUAUAUAGCUCAUCAUAUCGCUCUUCAAAAACUCCUUCCUCUCCAUCGAAUGCUGAGACAAUGCUCACUACCUCAUUUAUAUUUCCCUCCGGUUCACAAUGUCUUGUCCAUGGAUGGUGAUGCAUGUCAGUGUGGAUUUAGACGAGAAUGAAUGCAUUGAGUGGUAGAGAGAGGGAUGCAUGCCAAUGUUGUUUUAGAUUAAUGCAUUGAGGGAUGGAGAGCGAGAAAGAUGCAGCUAGAGAAUGUGAAGGAAUGAGGCGUUAGAUGGACAGAGAUAAUUGCAGGAAGAGAUGGCGAUAGUUGAGUUUGUAAUGGAAAGAGAGAGAGAGAUAAAGAGAUAUGGGUAGACAGCGUUAAAUAAGGAAGGACCUGAGUUUUUGCUUAGUAGAUCACAUAGUCAGGAAAACCCUAGGGCCCAAAUAUUGAGGGAUAGAAAUACUUAGGGUGUGAUGUGUGUGUGUCUCUGCCUGCUGAGUGUCCCUGUGUGUAUGUCUUCCUGUGGCUGUCCAUCCAUCUGCGCGUGUGUGCCUAUAUACAGUGCCUUCAGAAAGUAUUCACACCCCUUGACCUUUCCCACAUUUUGUUGUGUUACAACCUGAAUUUAAAAAGGAUGAAAUUAAGAUUUGUUUUGUCACUGGCCUACACACAAUACCCCAUAAUUUCAAAGGGGUAUCAUGUUUUUAGAAAUGUUUACAAAUUAAUUAAAAAUGAAAAGUUGAAAUGUCUUGAGUCAAUAAGUAUUCAACCCCUUUGUUAUGGCAAGCCUAAAUAAGUUCAGGAGUAAACAUUUGCUUAACAAGUCACAUAAUAAGUUGCAUGGACUCACUCUGUGUGCAAUAAUAUUUUUUAUGAUUUUUUGAAUGACUAUCUCAUCUCUGUACCAUAAACAUCUGUAAAGGUCCCUCAGUCGAGCAGUGAAUUUCAAGCACAGAUUCAACCACAAAGACCAGGGAGGUUUCCCAAUGCCUCGCAAAGAAGAGCACCUAUUGGUAUAUGGGUAAAAAAUAAAAUAAAAACAGACAUUGAAUAUCCUUUUGAGCAUGGUGAAGUUAUUAAUUACACUUUGGAUAGUGUAUAAAUACACCCAGUCAAUACAAAGAUACAGGCAUCCUUUCUAACUCAGUUGCCGGAGAGGAAGGAAACCGCUCAGGGAUUUCACCAUGAGACCAAUGGUGACUUUAAAACAGUUACAGAGUUUAAUGGCUGUGAUAGGAGAACUGAGGAUGGGGCCAACAACAUUGUAGUUACUCCACAAUACUAACCUAAUUGACAGAUUAGGUUAGUAUUGUGGAUAAGGCACUAAGUAAAACUGCAAAAAAUGUGGCAAAUUAAUUAAUUUUAUGUCCUGAAUACAAAGUGUUAUGUUUUGGGCAAAUCCAACACAACACAUCACUGAGUACCACUCUUCAUAUUUGGUGGUGGCUGUUAUAGGUAUGCUUAUCAUCGGCAAGGACUAGGGGAGUUUUUUUUUGGAUAAAAAUUAACGGAAUAGAGCUAAGCACAGACAAAAUCCUAGAGGAAAACCUGGUUCAGUCUGCUUUCCACCAGACAAAUUCACCUUUCAGCAGGACAAUAACCUAAAACACGAGGCCAAAUAUACACUGGAGUUGCUUACCAAGAUGACAUUGAAUGUUCCUGAGUGGCCUAGUUACAGCUUUUACAUAAAUCGGCUUGAAAAUCUAUGGCAAGACUUGAAAAUAUCUGUCUAGCAAUUAUCAACAACUUGACAGAGCUUGAAGAAUUUUAAAAAGAAAAAUGUGCAAAUAUUGUACAAUCCAGGUGUGGAAAGCUCUUAGAGACUUACCCAGAAAGACUCACAGCUGUAAUCACUGCCAAAUGUGACUCAGGGGGUUUAAUACUUAUCUAAUCAAGAUGUAUUAGUGUUUUAUUUUUUAUUAGUUGUUUACAAAUGCUAGAAUUUUUCUUCUACUUUGACAUUACAGAGUAUUUUUUGUAGAUCAUUGACAAAAUAAUGACAAAUCUAUUUUAAUCCCACUUUGUAACACAACAAAAUGUGGAAAGAGUAAAGGGGUGUGAAUACUUUCUGAAGGCACUGUAUGACUGUCUGUGUGUGUAGACAACCAGGACCCGUCUUUGAACAGUCUGUCGGUGAUGACGGCCCAGGACCCCAGGAGCACCAUGUCUCAUGAUUCCAGCUCCCGCUCCCAGCAGAGUGGCCAGAGUGGCUGGAUCAACACUUACCCUCUGUCCUCUGGCAUGUCCACCGCCUCCAAGAAGUCAGGUAACACACACACACGGACAGACGCAAUGCACACACACACACACACACACAGAGAUCUGACCUUGUCCUUUCUGUCCCCAGGCAUGUCUAAGAAGAGUAACAGAGGGACUCAGCUCCAUAAGUACUACAUGAAGCGCCGGACCCUGCUGCUGGCCUUACUGGUGAGAGCUACAGUGGGGAUUUUUACUGUGGAAGGUUUCAGUUCAGACACAGUGAAAACCUUGACAGGAACAUUCCCUUUGACUCUCCCUCCUUGCUAUUGAAUUACUGUUAGUCUACAUUCUAACCGUCCACUUUGUUGCUAGGACUGAUGUCCUUCCUCUCUCUCUCCCUCCCACUCUCUCUCCGUCCCUCCCUCCCCCUCUCUAGGCCAGUGAGAUUGAGCGGUUGACUACGUGGUACAACCCUCUGUGCACCCAGGAGUUGGCCAUCGCUACAGAACAGUCAGUGGAGACAAGCAUCGCCAACUGGAGGUCCAAGUACAUCAGCCUCAGUGAGAAACAAUGGAAAGACAACGUCAACCUGGCCUGGAGUAUAGCUCCUUAUCUGGCUAUGCAGCUACCUGCCAGGUAUACACACAUAGUCUCACACAGACACAUAUACCCGGAGGGGAAACAUGGAAAAGCUUUAGAUUGGUUCCACCUGAAUAAUAAUUGUUGUGUUCAGGUUUAAGAACGAUUCGAUCGUGGCUGAGGUGACCCGGCUGGUGAGGCUGGACCCUGGAGCAGUUAGCGACGUACCUGAGGCUGUCAAGGUGAGUCGACUGCUGAACUACAGGUUAUCUGCUACACAGGAGUGGCCAAUGCUUAUCAUACCUCAAAGAUGUUUGUUGAAAUAAAUGUUUUUUAUGUCAGAGCCGCAAAGUUCAGGUUUAAAAGUGAUGGUGUUUAUAAUUGAACGUUUUUUUGUCAUUCAAAAAAAGUAUAAUUGUGUGUCUGUUUUCCAGUUCCUGGUGACGUGGCACACCAUUGAUGCAGACUCUCCAGAGCUGAGCCAUAUCCUGUGUUGGGCUCCUGCUGACCCUCCCACCGGCCUGUCCUACUUCUCCUCCAUGUACCCCCCGCACCCCCUCACCGCUCAGUACGGGGUCAAAGUACUACGGUCGUUUCCUCCGGUACGAAACACACACACGCACACACACACACACACACACACACACUUUAUACCAUCACUUAUCCCAAUGUAUUUGUUUCUUCUCUAGGAUGCCAUCUUGUUUUACAUUCCUCAGAUAGUUCAGGCCCUGCGCUAUGACAAGGUGAGUGACACUACUAACUAGCUGCUGUGUUUCUACAUUAUCCUAUGUGUGUGUGUGUGAAAGAUAAGUUUGUGUUUGAUUGGCAGAUGGGCUAUGUGAGAGAGUACAUCCUGUGGGCGGCCCAGAAGUCUCAGCUAUUGGCCCACCAGUUCAUCUGGAACAUGAAGACUAACAUCUACCUGGACGAGGAGGCACACCACAAAGACCGUGAGACACACACACACACAUACAGUCACAACCAAAAUUAUUGGCACCCUUGAUAAAGAUGAGCAAAAAAGACUGUAUGAAAUAAAUAAUACAAAUACUGACCAAAUUGAAUGCUCUAAAAAAGGGCUCUAUUUGCAUGUCAUCCACCCAAUGUAAACAGCUGGAGUUUGCUAAACGGCAUUGGCAUUGGAUUGGAACCAAUGCUAUGGUCAGAUGACAUGAAAAUAGAGCUCUUUGACCACGCACACCAGUGGUGGGUUUGGCGUCGAAAGAAGGAUGCAUAUGCAGAAAAGAACCCCAUACCUACUGUAAAAUAUGGUGGUGGAUCUUUGAUGUUAUGGGGUUGUUUUGCUUCCACUGGUCCUGGGGCCCUUGUUAAGGUCCCACGGCAUCAUGAAAUUUACCCAGUACCAGGACAUUUUAGCCAAAGACCUGGGUGCCUCUGCCGGGAGGCUAAUACUUGUUCGCAAGUGGAUCUUCCAGCAAGAAAAUUGUAUUAGUAUACAAUAAUAUAUUUUCCCUGUUUUUUUAGAAUAUACAAUAUACUCAGUGUUUUUAUAAUUGAUUUUAUACAGUCUUUUUUGCUCAUCUUUAUCUCAUCUUUACCAAUAAUUUGGGUUGUGACUGUACUUACACACACACGCACAUACAGUGGGGGAAAAAAGUAUUUAGUCAGCCACCAAUUGUGCAAGUUCUCCCACUUAAAAAGAUGAGAGAGGCCUGUAAUUUUCAUCAAAGGUACACGUCAACUAUGACAGACAAAUUGAGGAAAUAAAAUCCAGAAAAUCACAUUGUAGGAUUUUUUAUGAAUUUAUUUGCAAAUUAUGGUGGAAAAUAAGUAUUUGGUCACCUACAAACAAGCAAGAUUUCUGGCUCUCACAGACCUGUAACUUCUUCUUUAAGAGGCUCCUCUGUCCUUCACUCGUUACCUGUAUUAAUGGCACCUGUUUGAACUUGUUAUCAGUAUAAAAGACACCUGUCCACAACUUUCAAACAGUCACACUCCAAACUCCACUAUGGCCAAGACCAAAGAGCUGUCAAAGGACACCAGAAACAAAAUUGUAGACCUGCACCAGGCUGGGAAGACUGAAUCUGCAAUAGGUAAGCAGCUUGGUUUGAAGAAAUCAACUGUGGGAGCAAUUAUUAGGAAAUGGAAGACAUACAAGACCACUGAUAAUCUCCCUCGAUCUGGGGCUCCACGCAAGAUCUCACCCCGUGGGGUCAAAAUGAUCACAAGAACGGUGAGCAAAAAUCCCAGAACCACACAGGGGGACCUAGUGAAUGACCUGCAGAGAGCUGGGACCAAAGUAACAAAGCCUACCAUCAGUAACACACUAUGCCGCCAGGGACUCAAAUCCUGCAGUGCCAUACGUGUCCCCCUGCUUAAGCCAGUACAUGUCCAGGCCCGUCUGAAGUUUGCUAGAGUGCAUUUGGAUGAUCCAGAAGAGGAUUGGGAGAAUGUCAUAUGGUCAGAUGAAACCAAAAUAGAACUUUUUGGUAAAAACUCAACUCGUCGUGUUUGGAGGACAAAGAAUGCUGAGUUGCAUCCAAAGAACACCAUACCUACUGUGAAGCAUCGGGGUGGAAACAUAAUGCUUUGGGGCUGUUUUUCUGCAAAGGGACCAGGACGACUGAUCCGUGUAAAGGAAAGAAUGAAUGGGGCCAUGUAUCGUGAGAUUUUGAGUGAAAACCUCCUUCCAUCAGCAAGGGCAUUGAAGAUUAAACGUGGCUGGGUCUUUCAGCAUGACAAUGAUCCCAAACACACCGCCCGGGCAACGAAGGAGUGGCUUCGUAAGAAGCAUUUCAAGGUCCUGGAGUGGCCUAGCCAGUCUCCAGAUCUCAACCCCAUAGAAAAUCUUUGGAGGGAGUUGAAAGUCCGUGUUGCCCAACAACUGCCCCAAGACAUCACUGCUCUAGAGGAGAUCUGCAUGGAGGAAUGGGCCAAAAUACCAGCAACAGUGUGUGAAAACCUUGUGAAGACUUACAGAAAACGUUUGACCUGUGUCAUUGCCAACAAAGGGUAUAUAACAAAGUAUUGAGAAACUUUUGUUAUUGACCAAAUACUUAUUUUCCACCAUAAUUUGCAAAUAAAUUCAUUAAAAAUCCUAUAAUGUGAUUUUCUGGAGAAAAAAAUUCUCAAUUUGUCUGUCAUAGUUGACGUGUACCUAUGAUGAAAAUUACAGGCCUCUCUCAUCUUUUUAAGUGGGAAAACUUGCACAAUUGUUGGCUGACUAAAUACUUUUUUCCCCCACUGUAUGUACACACAUGCACACUCACUCUUACCACUCCUUCCUCUCUCCCUCUCUCUCGCUGUCUCUCUCUCUCUCGCUCUCUCUCUCUCUCUCUCUCUCUCUCUCUCUCUCUCUCUCUCUCUCUCUCUCUCUCUCUCUGUGUAGCUGACAUCGGGGAUCUGUUGGAGGAGAUGGUUGAGGAGAUAAUAGGCUCUCAGUCUGGUGCAGCUAAAGACUUCUUCCAGAGAGAGUUUGACUUCUUCGACAAAAUCACCAACGUAUCUGCCAUCAUUAAGUAAGACUAACACCCAUUGUGGCAAAUCUAAUCUGAAAUCGCACUCUAUUCCCUAUAUAGUCCGCUACUGUUAACCAAUUUGUGUUUGGACGUUGAAGUGUUGGUGUUUUUCAGGCCCACCCCAAAGGGAGAUGAGAGGAAGAGAGCGUGUCUCAAAGCUCUGUCUGACAUCAAAGUGCAGCCAGGUAACAACAGCUAGGUCACAUUCAUUUGAUUUUCUCAACUCCUCCGUCCUCUCUCUCCUCCGUCCUCUCUCUCCUCCGUCCUCUCUCCUCCGUCCUCUCUCUCCUCCAUUUGAAAAAGGUCAAAGGUAAUCGAGGAGAGGCGGCAAGGAGAGGGAACGUGGGUGAAAAUGCGCUUGUAUGAAUUGAGAAUCUCCUUCUCCACUCACGCGUCAUCAGGCAAAUGACGUUUACAGGGGUGGAUCCCAAAAUAAAUGUGUAAAGUGAUAAAUACAAAUUAAGUUAGUUGUGCAAGACAUUUGAUAGAUAAAAGGAUAAGUGGCAUAUUGUCUUUAAACGUAUGCAUGCUUUCAAAGGGGGUAUGCAUGCUUUCAAAAGCUGAUUCAAAGGGGGUGUGGCAGAUUUUUUAAUUAUUCCACAAAGGAUUCCGAUAGGAUACACAUGACUGUCCUCAAUGAAAGGUGGCUAUCGAGGAGGGGAGGACACUUUUCCAUUCGCCUACUAACGAAUUGACAUCUCCUCAACCACUUAUCAGUUUCCUGGUCACAGAGGAGAGAGGACGGGGGACAGAGGGUGGAGGACGAACUCUUGCCCAAAUUAGAAAAGGCCUAUGUCUGUGUGGGUGGGGGUGCAUGUUUGAUUACAGUGAGGUGUAUUGUAAGUAUGUGAAUAGUUUUGCCCUAGGUGUUUUGACCUCUGUAAGCGGUUGAUUCCUAUAUCUGUGAUUGUGCUAAGUGGAAGCAGUAGUGUAAGGUGUAUGUGUGUGUCCCCCGGUGGCCAUCCUCCAGGCUGCUACCUGCCCAGUAACCCAGAGGCCAUCGUACUAGACAUCGACUACAAGUCUGGAACACCUAUGCAAAGGUACUGACUCACUGAUUUUAUUCAUUUGAUUGAUUAAUUGAUUGAUUAAUUGAUGAUUGUCAUGCCUGACCAAGACCUUCCAGUUGAAACGUUGCAAUAAAGCAUACAGGAGCAUUCAAUGGUGUGUGGAAAUCUAUUCCUUUCUCCGCCUAUUUCAAGAAAGUAAUUGAAACCCAUCUCACAGGAUGUACAGUAUAUCUGACUGCUGUCUCCGGUCUCCCCCAGUGCUGCCAAGGCCCCGUAUCUAGCUAAGUUUAAGGUGAAGCGUUGUGGGGUCAGUGAGCUGGAGAAGGAGGGUCUGCGUUGUCAGUCAGACUCUCAGGACGGGGAGGACGGCGAAGACGUAGCUCGCAGGAUCGUCUGGCAAGCUGCCAUCUUUAAAGUGGGCGACGACUGCAGACAGGUACGAUAGAUAGACCAACACACACACACACCACAAGCAUAUUUGACAUACUCAGCACUUAUAAACAAUACAAAAAACGCAGUCAGCAUUUUUUCAUAAUUGUAUUCUCUCCAUACCUCUUUUCUUUCCCUCCCUCUGUCUUCCUCUCUCUUUGUCCUUCCAGGACAUGCUGGCUCUCCAGAUCAUUGGUCUGUUUAAGAACAUCUUCCAGCUGGUGGGACUGGACCUGUUUGUGUUUCCAUACAGAGUGGUGGCUACAGCCCCUGGGGUAAGAAUACCCUCCACACCCCUUUUUGCAGGCCUACGGAUCAAUUUCGAAAUUGCACCUGGUGUAUUCUACUAUUCUAACUGAACAGUAAGUUAAGACCGUGACUUUUUUACCCAGUCGCAAUCUCAACUUACUGUUCAGAGUUAGAAUAGUAGAAUACACCAGGUGCAAUUUAGAUUUUUUUCUCUUAUGUCAGUCACUGCCAGUCACUCAAUUGGCCCAUGUCAGCUAAGAUUUAUUUUAUUGGUAAAUUAGUCUAGCCAGCUAUCUAAACUUGUCGUAAUCAUGGUCGAUUUACCGACGUGGGGGUCCCCCAUUGAUUUUGUUAGUCACUGUCACUCAUAUAUCAUAUUAAAGACUGCAAAUACAUGUAUUUCUCUCCGCCCCAUGGCAAAAUGAGUAGAAUUGCAUGAAGUUAGUUAUAAAAUUGCUAAAUCUUCUCUAAAACUUCCAUUUUUACUUUCUGCUGUCAGGGGGGGGGGGGGGGGGGGGGGCGCUAAAAUGUCUACACCCUAACCCUUAGACUUUACCCUUUGUCUUGUUACUCUGUGCUGUGUAGCAUCACAGUAAUGGUUUCCCUGUAUCUGUCUCUAUGUCCAGUGUGGUGUGAUCGAGUGUAUCCCCGACUGUAAGUCCCGUGACCAGCUGGGCAGACAGACAGACUUUGGGAUGUACGACUAUUUCAGGAACCAGUACGGAGAUGAGUCCACUCUGGCCUUUCAGAAGGUGAGAUGUCUGUGCCCCAACCCCUGAACCCUCAUCCCUGACCUGACCCUCUGUGGUAUUUCUUCACUUAUUUAGCAAUAUACUUACAGUGCCUUCAGAAGGUAUUCACACCACUUGACUUUCUCCACAUUUUGUUGUUACAGCCUGAAUUUAAAAUGGAUUAGAUUGAGAUUUUAUUUUGUCACUGGCCUACACACAGUACCCCAUAAUGUCAAAGUAGAAUUAUGUUUUUCAAAAUGUUUACUAAUGAAUGAAAAGCUGAAAUGUCUUCAGUCAAUAGUAUUCAACCCCUUUGUUAUGGCAAGCCUAAAUAUGUUCAGGAGUAAACAUUUCCUUAACAAGUCACAUAAUAAGUUACAUGGACUCAAUACACCCAAUCACUAGAAAGAUACAGGCAUCCUUCCUAAACCGCUCAGGGAUUUCACCAUGAGGCCAAUGAUGACUUUAAAACAGUUACAUAGUUUAAUGGCUGUGAUAGGAGAAAACUAAGGAUGGAUCAACAACAUUGUAGUUACUCCACAAUACUAACCUAAUUGACAGAGUGAAAAGAAGGAAGCCUGUACAGAAUAACAUCCUGUUUGCAACAAGGCACUAAAGUAAUACUGCAAAUAAUUUGAUAAAGCAUUUCACUUUUUGUCUUGAAUACAAAGUGUUAUGUUUGGGGCAAAUCCAAUACAACACAUUACUGAGUACCACUCUCUAUAUUUUCAAGCAUAGUGUUGGCUGCAUCAAGUUAUGGGUAUGCUUGUAAUUGUUAAGGACUGGAGUUUUUCAGGAUAAAAAAGAAACAGAAUGGAGCUAAGCACAGGCAAAAUCCUAGAGAAAAGCCUGGUUCAGUCUGCUUUCCACCAGACACUGGGAGAUCUUUCAGCAGGACAAUAACCUAAAACACAAGGCCAAAUCUACACUGGAGUUGCUUACUAUGAAGACAGUGAAUGUUCCUGAGUGGCCGAGUUAGUUUUGACUGAAAUCUACUUGAAAAUCUAUGGCAAGACCUGAAAAUGGUUGUCUAGCAAUGAUCAACAACCAAUUUGACAGAGCUUGAAUACUUUUUUAAAUAAUAAUGGGCAAAUGUUGCACAAUCAAGGUGUGGAACACUAGAGACUUACCUAGAAAGACUCACAGCUGUAAAUGAGAUAUUUCUGUAUUUCAUUUUCAAUACAUUUGCUAAAAUGUCUAAAAACAUGUUUUCACUUUGUCAUUAUGGGGUAUUGUGUGUAGAUGGGUGAGGGGGAAAAAUAUAUAUAUUUAAUCAAUUUUGAAUUCAGGCUGUAACCCAACAAAAUGUUGAAUAGUUCAAGGGGUAUGAAUACUUUCUGAAGGCACUGAAUGUUUAUUGUCAUUAAAAUGGACCAGUUGCCUUAAUAUACAAACAUUGUGUUUAGAAGGCGCAACCUAUUCUCUCUCUCCCUCGCCCACACUUUCUAGGCGAGGUACAACUUCAUCCGUAGUAUGGCAGCCUACAGCCUGCUGCUCUUCCUACUGCAAAUCAAAGAUAGACACAACGGGAACAUCAUGCUGGACAGCAAGGGACACCUCAUCCACAUAGGUACAAAAUCAUCCAUAACAUAGUCCACAUGUUAUCCUUAACCUCAUCCACACAAUCAUUCAUUUAAUAUAGCAAGGGACACUUUAUUUCUCUUUGGGACAAGAAAGAUAAUCAUUUAAUUUACAGUGGGGUCUGAAAUGAUGGACACCCUUGAUGAGCAAUAAUGACUGUAUAAAGUAAAAUGAACAUACUGAGGUAUAUUGUAUGGGGGGAAAUUAUAUUAUUUUAUACUAAUACAAUUUCUCAGAGAAAGAGAUUUUGUUUUAACAAGUAAUAAAAAAUGUUUAUCAAAAAGUUAUUGUAUAAACAAAGUGAAGACUCAAACGGACAAGUAGUGAAAACUCAAACCAAGUUUAUUCAACCUACUGGGUGGCUCAGCUGCAAGCACACUUUGCACAUGAUCAAACAACCAUUUAUAUGUCAACUUCUUGGAACUUCUUAUGUGUUGCCCAACUGUUGCGCUGUUAUCUUUGAGGUUGAGCAGUCUGGUAGCAGUUCCUCUUUAUGCAGUCACUUCUCCAUGAUGUUUAUCAGUGACAUCCAGUAAAUUCCCAUUCACAAAGUUCCUAUUCACCCUUCAUUGACACCUAACACCAACAACAUUUGAUUUGAACAUGUACAUGUAUUAUACAUGUAACGUAAUGAAUAAGUUCUAAUAUAGUGACUGGAAUAGGUAUAUUUCAAGUUAGAACCCAACACCCCUAAAUAUUCUAAUAAAUAAAGUAGUCAAAAGUUUAAUAUUUGUUGGAUGCAUUUGCAGUUCGUUUUGGUUGUUUCUCUGAUUAUUUUGUGCCCAAUAGAAAUGAAUGGUAAAUCAUGUAUUGUGUCAUUUUGGAGUCACUUUUAUUGUAAUUAAGAAUAUAAUGUUCCUUAACAUCUAAAUGAAUGUGGACACUACCAUGAUUAUGGAUAAUCCUGAAUGAAUCGUGAAUAAUGAUGAGUGAGAAAGGGUCACAGAUCAUACCCCCAAGACACGCUAACCUCCCCUGUUAUUGGUAAUGGUGAGAGGUCAUGUCAAUAAUUUUGACACCUACCUUUUUGAGAAAAACGAAUAUUACUUGUUUAAACAAAAUCUCUUUCUCUGAGUAAUUGUAUUAGUAUGAGAAAAAAUAAGAAACCCGCACACUACUCUUGCUACGAUCACUGCUCUUUAUUAAGCUUUGCGUAUCGGCCUCAAGGCCUUCGUCAGAGCUUUUGUGGGUGUUCACAACCUGCACCCCUAUGUAGACAUUGCUCCACCCACAUCCGUUCAAUGCAUCGAAUGGGGUUGGAGUCGAGGGAAAAUAAGUAAGUGUUACCAAAUAUAACAAUGUGCAUUUCAUAAGUAUUCUAAUAAAGUGUGUACAUAAAACGUAUCAAACAAGACUGUAAAACCACAAUGAGGACAUCGACCUAUCAAGUAAGUUUUCAUAAAUUAUUGGGUAUUGUGCAAGAAAAAACGUCAGCGUAGUCUGAAGUGGCGGCAUUAAUUCAUGUUCACAUUUACAGCAUAACAUGCAUGGGCUUUUCAUCAUUAAGACCUUUUGGGAAUAAUGUCUGGAGGGUGAAAAUCCCAAAAUAUUAUAUUUUGCUUAGAGGAUUAUUUAUAUAAUGUGGAAUAGGUCAAGGGGUAUGAAUUUCUAGGCGAGGUACAACUUCAUUCUCUUUUGCUCAGAGUAUUAUUUAUAUCACCUACCCUGUCUGAUAUCUUGACUUUCUCUAUGCUACAAAAUACUUUCAGACUUUGGCUUCAUGUUUGAGAGUUCUCCUGGUGGUAAUCUGGGCUGGGAGCCGGACAUCAAGCUCACUGAUGAGAUGGUGAUGAUCAUGGGAGGCAAGAUGGAGGCCACUCCCUUCAAAUGGUUCAUGGAGAUGUGUGUCAGGGGAUACCUGGCCGUCAGGUAAGAGUGUGUGUGUAUGUGUGGGUGUGUCUCAAUCUUAUUUGCAUCUAAACUGUCGUUCUUUGGGUUUAGCUGAUUUUUGUUUUUCCUCUCUCCGUCAGGCCCUACAUGGAUGCAGUGGUGUCUCUGGUCACUCUGAUGCUGGACACUGGACUACCAUGCUUCAGAGGACAGACCAUCAAACUGCUCAAGUCAGUAUAUCAAUAAACCACAUGGGAGCAUAGAUUACAUUUUGCAAAGUCUCUUUUGACCAUUUCUGAACAUGUGUGUUUGUGUUCACAGGCAGCGGUUCAACCCCAGUAUGAGUGAGAAGGAGGCGGCUGCUUUCAUCAUCAAGGUCAUCCAGAGCUGCUUCCUCAGCAGCAGGUAACACCAAUGGCUCUGUCCCAUUCCAGUAUCUAGUGCCUUUCCUUACUCUAUGGCCCUGUCCCAUUUUAGCCCCUCGCUCCUUUCCUCACUCUAUGGCCCUUGUCCCAUUCCAGUCUCUAGGUUCUUUCCUCGCGCCUAUAACCCCAUCUCAGUCACAGGAAAUAUCUAUAUACAUGCUAACUAACUGUCUAUAUACAUGUUAUACGUGCUAACUACAAUGAGGGAAAAAAGUAUUUGAUCCCCUGCUGAUUUUGUACGUUUGCCCACUGACAAAGAAAUGAUCAGUCUAUAAUUUUAAUGGUAGGUUUAUUUGAACAGUGAGAGACAGAAUAACAACAAAAAAACGCAUGUCAAAAAUGUUAUAAAUUGAUUUUCAUUUUAAUGAGGGAAAUAAGUAUUUGACCCCUCUGUCAGAAAGAUUUCUGGCUCCCAGGUGUCUUUUAUACAGGUAACGAGCUGAGAUUAGGAGCACACUCUUAAAGGGAGUGCUCCUAAUCUCAGCUUGUUACCUGUAUAAAAGACACCUGUCCACAGAAGCAAUCAAUCAAUCAGAUUCCAAACUCUCCACCAAGACCAAAGAGCUCUCCAAGGAUGUCAGGGACAAGAUUGUAGACCUACACAAGGCUGGAAUGGGCUACAAGACCAUCGCCAAGCAGCUUGGUGAGAAGGUGACAACAGUUGGUGCGAUUAUUCGCAAAUGGAAGAAACACAAAAGAACUGUCAAUCUCCCUCGGCCUGGGGCUCCAUGCAAGAUCUCACCUCGUGGAGUUGCAAUGAUCAUGAGAACGGUGAGGAAUCCGCCCAGAACUACACGGGAGGAUCUUGUCAAUGAUCUCAAGGCAGCUGGGACCAUAGUCACCAAGAAAACAAUUGGUAACACACUACGCCGUGAAGGACUGAAAUCCUGCAGCGCCCGCAACGUCCCCCUGCUCAAGAAAGCACAUAUACAGGGCCGUCUGAAGUUUGCCAAUGAACAUCUGAAUGAUUCAAAGGAGAACUGGGUGAAAGUGUUGUGGUCAGAUGAGACCAAAAUCGAGCACUUUGGCAUCAACUCAACUCGCCGUGUUUGGAGGAGGAGAAAUGCUGCCUAUGACCCCAAGAACACCAUCCCCACCGUCAAACAUGGAGGUGGAAACAUUAUGCUUUGGGGGUGUUUUUCUGCUAAGGGGACAGGACAACUUCACCGCAUCAAAGGGAAGAUGGAUGGGGCCAUGUACCGUCAAAUCUUGGGUGAGAACCUCCUCCCCUCAGCCAGGGCAUUGAAAAUGGGUCGUGGAUGGGUAUUCCAGCAUGACAAUGACCCAAAACACACGGCCAAGGCAACAAAGGAGUGGCUCAAGAAGAAGCACGUUAUGGUCCUGGAGUGGCCUAGCCAGUCUCCAGACCUUAAUCCCAUAGGAAAUCUGUGGAGGGAGCUGAAGGUUCGAGUUGCCAAACGUCAGCCUCAAAACUUUAAUGACUUGGAGAAGAUCUGCAAAGAGGAGUGGAACAAAAUCCCUCCUGAGAUGUGUGCAAACCUGGUGGCCAACUACAAGAAAUGUCUGACCUCUGUGAUUGCCAACAAGAGUUUUGCCACCAAAUACUAAGUCAUGUUUUGCAGAGGGGUCAAAUACUUAUUUCCCUCAUUGAAAUGCAAAUCAAUUUAUAACAUUUUUGACAUGAGUUUUUCUGGAUUUUUUUGUUGUUAUUCUGUCUCUCACUGUUCAAAUAAACCUACCAUUAAAAUUAUAGACUGAUCAUGUCUUUGUCAGUGGUCAAACGUACAAAAUCAGCAGGGGAUCAAAUACUUUUUUCCCUCACUGUAACUGUCUGUACACACACACUAUACAUGCUAACUAACUAUAUAUAUACAGAUGUUAUACAUGCUAACUAACUGUCUGUAUACACAUGCUAUACAUGCUAACUGUAUACAUGCUAUAAAUGCUAACUAACUGUCUGUAUACACAUGCUAUACAUGCUAACUGUAUGCAUGCUAUAAAUGCUAACUAACUGUCUGUAUACACAUGCUAUACAUGCUAACUGUAUACAUGCUAUAAAUGCUAACUAACUGUAUACACAUGCUAUACUUGCUUACUGUCUGUAUACACAUGCUAUACUAGCUUACUGUCUGUAUACAUGUGCUAUACAUGCUAACUAACUGUCUAUAUACACAUGCUAUACAUGUUAACUAACUGUCUAUAUACACAUGCUAUACAUGCUAACUGUCUGUUUUCUCUGUCUGUCUUUCUUCAGGAGCAAGACCUACGAUAUGCUGCAGUAUUACCAGAACCAGAUCCCAUACUAAAGACCUGCUGCAGUAUUAUCACAUACUUGGACCUGUCUGAUAUGAGUCCUUAUUCCCUAUAUAGGCAGUAACAUCUGCUUUAUUGUAUUUGUAAGGUCAGAGGUUGUCCUGUACAAAGUAAUUAUAUUCGGCUAGCUAGCUAGCAUCAAGCAUCUUGUGCACUUUAUAGAUCAUCGUAUUUCACCCACCUGAUUGGACCCUGAUCAAGAGCUGUUACACCAGACUAGAGAAUUCACAUUAACCUAUCAAUCAACUAACCAACCAACCAAUCGGCCGAUUCCUGCGAAAGGCAAUCACACAACCGGUUACUGAACUCCAAUACAAUCAGCAAAUCUCACUGUCAUAAUACAUAUCACAUAUCAAUCAUAUACUAAUACUGUGUGUGUGUGUGUGUGUGUGGGUGUCUUUAGUAGUCAAAAGCGAUAAGAGUAGAUCUUCUCUCGGGGGACAUUUCUAAUGGUGGCGCUAGUGACUAUAUCUGUCUUGAGUCAAUCACAUACUGUGUGUGUGUGUGUGUGUGUGUGUGUGUGUGUGUGUGUGUGUGUGUGUGUGUGUGUGUCCGUGUGUAUCAGCUCCAAG
Messenger RNA from Coregonus sp. 'balchen', 32897 nucleotides. Lineage: Eukaryota; Metazoa; Chordata; Actinopteri; Salmoniformes; Salmonidae. The record is from the annotation of a GenBank genome assembly.